Polyodon spathula (Mississippi paddlefish) is the source of this 2915-nucleotide messenger RNA. RefSeq lists its product as uncharacterized. The transcript is spliced from 11 exons. Bases 158 to 2653 code for a protein of 831 amino acids. Lineage: Eukaryota; Metazoa; Chordata; Actinopteri; Acipenseriformes; Polyodontidae. The record is from RefSeq and is a predicted model, not a curated record.
CAUACAUGCUUUGCAAACCAAAACCAGUUGAACUUAACUCGAGCUGAGAAACAACUGUUAAUUGAGCGAUUGAUGGCCCAGUUUGAUUGGGGUAACUUUUAAAUAUAUCAUUUACUCUCUGCGCACGUCACGGUGAGUUGAGGUCGUUUGUCUCAACAUGUCGGGCAACAUUUGGACUUCAGUGUUUUGCUGUCAACACCACAAAGACAAAGAUGUAUCGGAAGAGACAACAGGUGUUCAGACUUGGUCCGAACAGGACAAAAACAAACGAACACUUUCAAUGGACGAUAAGGGCAAGAGCGAGGCUGUUGUUAGUCAAGUAACGGGGGCACACGUAAACGCUGGCUACCUGUCUCCCGAAGGAAUCAACAUCUUUGAACAGAAGGAAACACAGUCUGUAUCACAGAGUACCGAUGUUGAAUCUGUGUACCAAAGUCGAAUUGCAGGUUUACAGGAGCAGUUGAGUUUUGCUGAAGCAAGAAAUAAAGAACUCGCCAUGCAUGUGGGUGGACUCCAAGAUCUACUCAAUUCUUCUUUGAGGGAGACUGGGAACAGCUCCUCAAUAGCGGGGAUGGGAGAGGUGUCUCUGAGUGAGUCUGUGAGUGAGUCGGUGAAGCAGCAGUUUGAGACUGUGGAGAGGGAGAAGGAGAUACUGAAGAUGAGAGUGAGGCAGGCCAAUGAGAGCGUCCGAGAUCUCAAACACGAAAUUGCUGUUCUACAGAAGAGGCUGCAGAGUGCAGAGAACCCCCACCCCCCUCCAUCUCACUCCCCCUCUCCUCGGCCCCCAACCCCACCUCCUCCUCCUCCCCCUUCACAGCCUCUCAACCCCCUCAGGUCUUUAUUUUUACUAAUUCAGAAGAGAAAAGAGACUAAAGCAAAGGACUCCAUGGAGUAUUUCGAAGAGCCAGUGGAGUUGAGAAGUGUUUCAUCAGGGAGUCACAUUGGUGAAUCCUCCAGCUCGGCCUCCCCUCAACAAGCUCCCGGCAUGACCGAGAUGCUGAACAUGAUAAAGCAUGGAGUUUCAUUGAAGCAUGUGCCUUCCUUUCAUAAGGAGCACUCCAAAGACGAGCAGCUGGGCUCAGGGAGGAGUUUGAAUCUCGCUGGAGAAGGUGUGGAGCCUGAACUGGAAGGGAUCCUGAGGAGGAGAAAGCAGAGUACAGACAAUUAUAUUUCAGAUGGCUCGCUGGACUCUUUGGAUGUGGAUUCAAUAGGAUGCUCAAGUCACAAGCCAGUGGAGUCUGUGGCGAUUACAGCUAUAAAGAGAAGCCCUGGCAAAGGAAAUCUCAGCUUCCUCUGCAGGAGAUCUGGGGAGGACCAGGCAGAGGGGAGCCCAGUCAGUAAAUCUGCAGAGGAUUGUGAUGAUGCUAGAAGAGAUAGUGCUGGGGAUGAGGGCAGUGCCAGCACCAUUAUCCCAGUCACAUUUCCAUUGGAUUUUGGUGAUGAUGGCUCCCCUGCUAAGUACACAGCCAGAAUCAUUCAGGGACUGCCUGAAGAAAUGCUUCCAACAGAAGAGAAAGGUCCAGAGGUUCACACAGAUGAUGAGAUCCUUGGGGCCAUCCUCACUGAUCUGAUGACAACUUUGAGGAAUCAAGACUCCAUGGAACUUCAAGGAGAUGGUAUGGCCCAAGAGGAUGUCCAUCUGGAUAAGAAGGGAACCCCCAAAACCAUUGAGGAUCUACCUGAUGAGGUUUUGGAUUCUCCAAGUAGAGAUUGGCAUCAAGAGGACCAUAACUGUGACACAUCUAAGGAGUUGGAGACUGAACCUGUAAUCAAAACCGGUUCCAAAUUAGUAGUUGAGCAAGUGGUGGUACUUGCAGAUGAUCAAAGCCCAACGGUUGACUACGAAAAAGAUGGGUUUCAAAAUCCAAAUUCAAACCAAGUUGAGUUGAAUCCACAACAAGCUGACCAGGAACUUGAGAAAGCCAAUGAGGUGGACCUAGAGAAUGAACCUUCUUUUAAGAUUGAUUGCUUUUGCAAAAUGACAGCAGAACAAGGAGCGGUCCUUGCAAGCGAAGGGCCUCUGAACCAAGUAGAGAUGGAUCAACAAGGGGACGACCCACUUGAGAGUUAUCAAGAAUUUCACCUGACUGAAACCUCUUCUAAUAUGAAGCUGGGGCAAUCAAAGAUACAAAAUGACCAAAGCCUAAAAGAUAACGAGGGUGACCAAAAUCCAGCUUCGAAUCAAGAUAAGAUGGAACCAGUUGUUGAUGCAGAUGUCCUGGUUCACGGAGACAGCACUACUGAAUCAUCGAUGGACGAGUUUGUCCUAGAUAGUUUUGGCUCCCAGUCUCAACCAGCACUCCUAAGCCCGGGACCCCAUGCUCAAGGUCUUCGCUCAGCUGGCAGUACGGAUGUAAAGGAUCUGGAACAAGACUCUUCAGAAGAAAGCAAAACUGAGAACCAUGAAUCACCUGUUGAAUUCCAUUGUAGAAGGCAAGCUGUUAACCUUACAUUAUUAGUUCUAGGAAAAGGAGAUUUAAGUCCACCUAUAUAUUCUAACCAGCUUCAAAGUGUCACUCUACAAGUGAAUAAUCAGAACUUGAUCAGUCUUGAAAGCCAAGAUAAGGACAUGAUGGAUAACACGAUUUCAUUCUCGGUUGACCAGGAUGUGCCUAAAUGCAGUCCAACUGAUUCACAGAUCUUCUUUUGCUAAUCUCCAACUUUAUGUUUUUACAGCUUAACUGUUUUGUUUAGUAUUUCCCAAGAUGCAUUUUAAUCCAAGACCAGUCAGCCUGCCUUUUUUUUUUCUCCUCCUGUUUCAACAUGUGUAACAACUUGUAUGAUCUGGGCAUGGACAAGAUUUUUAGAUCUCCUUUUUUUUUUAAUUCUUGACACAGAUUUAAUAUAUUGCAUAUACACGCUGUACAACUUUUCAUUGCAUUGAAAACUUUUGGUUUAUUUGUGCACUUUUAGUA